Molecule: messenger RNA, 1443 nt
Organism: Candida tropicalis MYA-3404
Lineage: Eukaryota; Fungi; Ascomycota; Pichiomycetes; Serinales; Debaryomycetaceae
Product: protein kinase regulatory subunit
Exons: 1
Coding region: 1-1443 (480 amino acids)
Biological process (GO): autophagy of mitochondrion; piecemeal microautophagy of the nucleus; activation of protein kinase activity
Cellular component (GO): Atg1/ULK1 kinase complex; phagophore assembly site
Molecular function (GO): protein kinase activator activity; molecular adaptor activity
Source: RefSeq, a predicted model, not a curated record
AUGACUAAUGAUCGUAAUCUACCAGUUAUAACCAAGGAGGAGGUUGUAAAAUGGUCACAAGAUGCUCAAACUACUUUGGAAAAAACCCAGAAACUAUGUACAAAUGCCCAAUCCCUGUUACAUUCUACAAUCGAGGAGUUGACGGUUAGACUACCGGGAAAAUUGGAGGCAACUGAAUUUCUAUACAAUUCAUAUAUUAGGCAACAUGGAUUAAUAAAUAAACAAAUAGAUCAUAUUAGAGAAUAUGUGAAACAGAAGAUUAACAAUGUUUUUACGGAAAUAAAUGACACUUUAGAACCAUCAUUUGACCAAUUACAACACAUUCUACAGAAGUUGAAGAAAAUUAAAGUUCCUCCUUUCAUUGUUCAGGAUGGAUCUUCCAAUAAAUCCCUAUUAGAUUUUACUUCCCUUGAUUCUAUGGAAAUGCUCAAACAAAAUAUCGAAAUUUACAAAUCAAAUUGCAACAAGAUACGGAAAGUUGUAGACACUGAGGUUAUGGAAAAGAUAAGUAAUCAAUAUAAUUCAAUGGUGUCAAUAGAUAAAGAAAUUAGAAAGGUCUACGACUCGUUGACGCCCUUAAAAGUGGAAUUGAGAACGCAAAGCAAAGGUAAGUCAAUCGAAUCAAGUUCUUUGGUGGCAACAAUUCUACGAGAAAACGAGUCCCUUGAAGAUGAAUUGGUUUCCAUAUUGCAAAUGCAAACAAACCAUUUUGACCAAUGUAUGAAGGCUGUGGUAUUGGUUUCUUCCGGAAGUAAAAGUGAUGCGAUAAACUUGGAAGUCUUACAAAGUGACGCCUAUGAGUUGCCAGAAGUGUUCAAAGAAUUGACAACAGUUUAUGAUAUUAUACUUCAGAAUGAAGAAAGGUCGAAAAAGUUUAUAACUAUCAAUAGAUCAAACAUAGACUCGGUAUCACAGCUUAUAAAUAGGGCGAUGGAAAUGUUUAGAGAAUUUAAGGUGAACCUGUACCCCAAAUAUCUCAUACUUAUAGCCGAGAUUGAAGAGAAACUAAAUACUUGUUCAAUUGAUUCAACUGAUGAUGAUAAAUCACCGUGCGAGGUAUACUCAGAGACUUUGCAAGAAUUGACUUCUCAUUACGUCCAGUUUAUUAAUGUUUACAAAACAAAAUAUUUGAUAGAACUACACCACGAACAGUAUACCUAUCCAAGAAAGUUUCUAAAGAGAUUAACGGAAUUCUUGUAUGAGGAUGUUUAUGGAAUUCAACUAGAGGAAGCUGAAAGAAGAAGGAGAUGGAUGGCAAAGUACGGACAAUUUAUUCCAGCAGAGUUCAAGCUUCCUGGAGAACACGAAUUACCAGUGGUGGUACAGAUCAUAACUGAGGGAUUAGAAAAUAUUCAAAAAGAUCAAGAUUUUAGUGUGGAAGAAGAGGUGUUAUCGAAAGAGGAAACGGAGUUGAUUGAUAUGAUUAAAGGAACCAAAAUUUAA